Molecule: messenger RNA, 903 nt
Organism: Miscanthus lutarioriparius
Lineage: Eukaryota; Viridiplantae; Streptophyta; Magnoliopsida; Poales; Poaceae
Source: the annotation of a GenBank genome assembly
AUGCCCAGGAGGGACGCGGUGGGAUGGACGACAGUGAUCGGUGGGUGCGCGAAUGCUGGGAGGGCAGCAGAGGCGGUGGAGCUGUUCUGGAGGAUGAGAAAGGCACGGGUCAAGGAUGACGCAGUGACCAUGGUUGCCUUGCUGACGGCCUGUGCUGAGCUGGGUGGCCUGGAGCUUGGGCGGUGGGUGCAUGCACGUGUGGACUUGGAAGGGUGGCAGCAGAGGACAGUGUUGCUGGACAAUGCUCUCAUCCAUAUGUAUGUGAAGUGUGGUGUUGUGGAGGAUGCACGCCGCUUGUUUGGGAUGAUGCCAAGGCGGAGCACUGUUUCUUGGACAACUAUGAUCUCGGGUCUUGCGAUGCAUGGUCACCCCCAGGAGGCGCUGGACUUGUUCCACAGAAUGCAGGAUCGUCCUGAUGGUGCCACGAUGCUCGCAGUUCUGCGGGCGUGCAGUCAUGCAGGGAGGAUUGAUGAUGCACGGUGGUACUUUGAGAGUAUGGAAAGAGUUUAUGGGAUAAAUCCAGAGAUACAACACUAUGGAUGCAUGGUUGACAUGCUCUGUCGCUGGAGACGGUUGAAUGAAGCACUUGAGCUUGUGGAAAAAAUGCCAUUCCAGCCAAACGAGGGUGCGUGGGGUGCAAUCCUGAGUGGAUGUAGAAGGGAGGGCAACCUUGAGCUCGCAGCUAAAGUGACUGAUAGAUUAGUUGAACUGCAGCCAGAACGAGCGGCUGGGUACCUAGUGCUGCUGUCCAACAUGUAUGCUGGCGGUGGACAGUGGGAGCAGGCUCGGAUGGUGAGGGAAAGAGUGGCUGCACUGAAUGCUGAGAAACCUGCCGGCAGAAGCUGGGUGAAUCAGAAUGAGUCCAGCAUGGUGUUAGCACAAGCCCAACUGGUUGAUCCGUGA